This is a messenger RNA of Cornus florida, 3848 nucleotides long. RefSeq names its product probable ATP-dependent DNA helicase CHR12. Gene Ontology annotation, cellular component: nucleus. NCBI's taxonomy places the organism in Eukaryota, Viridiplantae, Streptophyta, Magnoliopsida, Cornales, Cornaceae. Bases 184 to 3474 code for a protein of 1096 amino acids. The transcript is spliced from 12 exons. Gene Ontology annotation, molecular function: DNA binding; ATP-dependent chromatin remodeler activity; histone binding. Gene Ontology annotation, biological process: positive regulation of transcription by RNA polymerase II. The record is from RefSeq and is a predicted model, not a curated record.
AGAGAGAGGGAGUCGAAUAGAGAGGGUUUUCGCGAAGUGAGAGAAGAGAAAGUUUUUAAGUUUUAUGUAUGUAAGCACUAAGCACAGAACAGAUUUAGAUAUAUACCAUACCGUUAGAGGUUCCUAAAUUUUCCUUUUUUUCAAAAUCUCAAAUAAAACGGUCUCGUUCGGGACCUUCCCGCCAUGGUGGCUCAGGUGGAGAGACAAGGUUCUCUCGGUGACCUCGACCAAGACCAUUUGGAGAAGACCAAGACCUUGAUUUGUGCCCUCAACCUCCUCUCUCGCAACCUCCCUCUUCCCCCAGAUGUCUUCGAUGCCGUCUCCUCCAUCUAUAGCGCCGAUGCCGACGACGACAAUGCCCACAACGCCGUCAGCGGUGUCGCUGUCGCCGGAUCCGAUGGCGGUGGCGUCGACAAGAAUGGUACUGGGAUUUUAAAUGAAGUAGAUUUGUUGGUGGACCUUGAGGAUGCAUUGGUGAAGCAACGACAAUAUUGCAUGUCAAGUUCUAGGUUGACAGAGUCAAGAGAAAAUCGCUUUCAGAGCCACAUCCUGCAUCGCUUAACUGAACUUGAAGAAUUGCCUUCAAGCAGAGGUGAGGACCUGCAGUCAAAGUGCUUGCUUGAACUCUAUGGGCUAAAGCUCGUGGAGUUGCAGAGCAAGGUUCGGUCUGCUGUGAGUUCAGAAUACUGGCUUCGUAUGGCUUGUGCAUAUCCUGACAAGCAACUGUUUGAUUGGGGCAUGAUGCGAUUGCGUCGUCCUCUAUAUGGUGUUGGAGAUGCUUUUGCCAUUGAAGCUGAUGAUCACAUGAAAAAGAAACGUGAUGCUGAGAGGCUCUCGAGGUUGGAGGAGGAGGAAAAGAACCGUAUUGAAACUAGGAAAAGGAAAUUCUUUGCGGAAAUACUAAAUGCAGCCCGUGAACUCCAGUUGCAAGUGCAGGCUGCUCAGAAACGCCGGAAGCAAAGGAAUGAUGGUGUUCAAGCUUGGCAUGGACGGCAAAGACAACGGGCUACACGGGCAGAGAAGUUAAGGUUCCAAGCUCUGAAAGCUGAUGAUCAGGAAGCUUACAUGAGAAUGGUAGAGGAGAGCAAAAAUGAACGAUUAACAAUGCUUCUAGGAAAAACUAAUGACCUCCUUGUUCGUUUGGGAGCUGCUGUUCAACGUCAAAAAGAUGCUGAACACGAUGGCAUUGAACCAUUGAAAGGGGCAGAAGCUGAGUUGCCUGAUUUGUCUACUUCAAAGAGUGGAACCCCUGGGGAUUCACUUCAUGAGGAAGAUGCGGAUGUAGUGGAUACCGAAUCUGAUCCUGGUAGUAAGACGGGUGAUCUACUUGCUGGCCAGCGGCAGUAUAAUUCAGUUAUUCAUUCAAUUCAGGAAAAGGUAACUGAGCAACCAACCAUGCUUCAAGGUGGAGAACUAAGGACAUACCAGUUAGAAGGGCUUCAAUGGAUGCUAUCUUUGUUCAAUAACAAUCUAAAUGGAAUUUUAGCAGAUGAGAUGGGGUUGGGGAAGACAAUCCAAACCAUUUCCUUGAUUGCAUAUCUCAUGGAAAACAAGGGUGUGACUGGGCCCCACUUGAUAGUGGCCCCGAAGGCUGUACUUCCGAAUUGGGUUACUGAAUUCUCAGCGUGGGCCCCUAGUAUUGUGGCUGUCCUUUAUGACGGGCGUUUAGAUGAGAGAAAAGCGAUGAGGGAAGAGUAUGCAGGAGAGGGGAAAUUCAAUGUGCUGAUCACCCACUAUGAUCUUAUUAUGAGAGACAAAGCGUUUUUGAAGAAAAUUCACUGGUACUACAUGAUUGUUGACGAGGGACAUCGGUUAAAAAAUCAUGAAUGUGCUCUUGCACGGACUCUUGUCACAGGCUAUCGGAUUCGACGUAGACUUCUGUUAACUGGUACCCCGAUACAGAAUAGUUUACAGGAAUUAUGGUCCCUGCUUAAUUUUCUCCUUCCUAACAUUUUUAAUUCCGUUGAGAACUUCGAGGAGUGGUUUAAUGCACCCUUUGCAGAUCGAUGUGAUGUUUCUCUGACAGAUGAGGAAGAGUUAUUGAUCAUUCGUCGUUUGCAUCAUGUUAUAAGGCCAUUUAUAUUAAGGAGGAAGAAAGAUGAGGUGGAGAAGUUCCUUCCUGGGAAAACGCAAGUCAUACUGAAAUGUGACAUGUCAUCAUGGCAGAAAGUGUAUUACCAGCAAGUCACAGAUGUAGGGAGAGUUGGACUGGAUACGGGAUCUGGGAAGUCAAAAUCUCUUCAAAACUUGUCAAUGCAGCUCAGGAAGUGUUGUAACCACCCAUACCUGUUCGUUGGUGAAUAUAAUAUGUGGCGCAAGGAGGAGAUUAUCAGGGCAUCAGGGAAAUUUGAGCUACUUGAUCGUUUACUCCCCAAACUUCAGAGAGCGGGCCACAGAGUCCUCCUUUUCUCGCAAAUGACCCGACUCAUGGACAUUCUUGAAAUUUAUUUGCAACUUCAUGAUUUUAAAUAUCUUAGACUUGAUGGCUCGACAAAAACUGAGGAAAGAGGGACGUUAUUGAAGCAAUUUAAUGCUCCGGACUCUCCUUUCUUCAUGUUUCUUCUGAGCACCCGUGCUGGAGGCCUUGGCCUGAACUUACAAACAGCAGACACGGUGAUAAUUUUUGACAGUGACUGGAACCCCCAAAUGGACCAACAGGCAGAGGAUCGGGCACAUCGUAUCGGGCAAAAGAAGGAAGUCAGGGUUUUUGUGUUGGUUAGUGUUGGAUCAAUUGAGGAGGUAAUCUUGGAGCGUGCAAAACAGAAGAUGGGCAUUGAUGCCAAGGUCAUCCAGGCAGGACUAUUCAAUACAACUUCCACAGCACAGGACAGAAGAGAGAUGCUGGAGGAGAUAAUGCGUAGAGGUACGAGUUCACUUGGAACGGAUGUGCCAAGCGAGAGAGAGAUCAACCGUCUUGCAGCCCGAUCAGAUGAGGAGUUCUGGCAGUUUGAGAAAAUGGAUGAGGAGAGGAGGCGAAAGGAGAAUUAUAGAUCUCGUCUCAUGGAAGAACAUGAGGUACCAGAUUGGGCAUAUCCUGCACCUGAUAGCAAGGAGAGUAAGGGCAAAGGAUUUGACUAUGAGAGUGCCAACAUCAGUGGAAAACGACGAAGAAACAGGGUUGUUUAUGCUGAUACGCUUAGCGAUUUACAGUGGAUGAAGGCCGUGGAAAAUGGAGAAGAUUUCUCAAGGCAUUUGGUUAAAGGAAAGAGGAGGGAACAUCUUCCUGUCACGGGAAGUGAAUUGACUAAUAAUAAUACUGGAGAGAAGAAAGUAAUGGAGUUGAAGAGUGAAAAUAUAUCGAUUGUGAGUGAGGGAACAAGUGAAGAUACCUUUGGUUUGACCCCAGAAAGAUUCAAGUCCGAGGCAGUAAAUUCCCAAAAAAGUGAAGAUAAGGAUGUUGGAGAGGGCAGUUGGAAUGGACACAUCUUGACGUGGAAGCCCCAUAAAAGGAAGAGAUCAAGCUUAGCAUCCUGAGUUCAUAAAAAAGUAGAGGUUAGAAUACUAACAUCGGAUCGGACGGGAUUGAACAGUCAAAAUACUGUAGCGGUGAAGGGAUUUGAUUAUCUGAUCCCCUUGGAGCGCCUUCAGAUUGAAACUUUAGAUGCUCAUUGCUUGUAUGUGGAGCUCUGCGUUUGGUUGUGGUGGCCUAUUAACCUGCUCCUCUUUGGUGUGGCAAAUCAUGAAGUGACCCUCUCGCGUAAAAGUGCGGCCGUGCCUUACCAUCCUCAACUAUUUCCAUUAGCUCAGAUUAACUUAGAAGUUGUAAAAUGUCUUUCGCACAUCAGUGGCCAUGUAAAAUUAUCCAAUUAUAAAUUGAUAUAUAUAUUUUUUCAUUUUCCCUUUUUUCA